AUGGCUCGCCCUAUUGAAGCUGUCAAAGAUAUCAAUGAUUUAAAGGAUUUAUGGAAGAUAGUUGUUAGAUGUAAACAUCUAUGGAGUGUUACCGGUGCUUCGAACAAAGAAUACUUGGAGAUGAUUUUGGUUGAUUCGAAGCUCGAUAUGAUUCAAGUUUCAAACAAUGAUUUUUCUUUUAGGUCUACCAAGCAUAGUUUCAAAUUGGUUUCCCGUGGUUCAACUUUGGUUAAAAAGACAGAACUUGAUGAGAUUCCUGUAAACUACCUUAGCAUACAUGGGUUGGAUUCAACAAUUGAGGUAAGAUUUAAGUCUAUUGUGUUGGUUGAUAUUGUAAGAGGAGUAACUGAGAUCUCUCAGUCCCAAAUAAUUGUUGAUAACAACAAAAUCAAGGUUGUUUUUACAUUGACUAACAUGAGCAAAGAAGUUGUGCAAUGGUUAACGAGUCUCAAGGUGUCACAGUUUGAUGUCUUUAACUUAACAUUUUAUGUUUGUUUUAUACAAGGAGAUUAUCCGUUGAGAAAUUCGAACGCAUGGAACGACAAAAAAUUGGUGAUUAAUGAUGUUAGUAUUAAGGAGAUUAACAAUCUUAAAGAAAGGUACAAUAUGCAUUUUAUAUACAUCGGUUUGACAUUUAGAAUGUUGUUUUUAGCUAAUUGUCAAUUAUUAAUGCAUAACUUUCAUGUUUUCAUGCUUAACCGUCUUAAAAAUUAUUUACCAUUGUUGUCGUCUUCGAGUUUGCAAGAGACUACCUGUGUGAUUGUUGCAACAUUGGAGAAAUUUGAGUGUGGGCAGUCAGGAUUGUAUUAUGAUGGAUGUGUUGAAUGCACGAGGAGUGUGUCUUUAAAGGAUGGGAAACUUAUGUAUUAUGCCAAACGCAUAUCUGCAGAGCCAGUCCUGAGGUUUAAGCUUAAAGUUUUGGCGUCUGACAGUAAAUUCAAGUCCAAGUUUAUCUUUUGGGGUGUUAAUUGUGCGAGGUUAGCUGGAAAGUUUGCUCUUCAGAUGAAAAAGGAUUUGAUCGAGCAUACUUCAAAGCUUCUAACACCGAAUCAAGAGUCACAAGAUGAAUUGAUAAUUGUUUUUGAGCCCUUAUCUGCAUCUGCAGAUUAUGACCAUGCAAUUGGAAAUUCAGGCCUUACUCCAUCAAAGAGGUCUUUAACUGUUGCAGUGGAAGAUAUUGAGAGAGUCCAACUAUCCUCAACCAAGCUUAGCAAACAUAUCAAGAUAGAGAAAUAG
Molecule: messenger RNA, 1236 nt
Organism: Vicia villosa (hairy vetch)
Lineage: Eukaryota; Viridiplantae; Streptophyta; Magnoliopsida; Fabales; Fabaceae
Exons: 11
Coding region: 1-1236 (411 amino acids)
Source: RefSeq, a predicted model, not a curated record